CUUCCAUCUUCGGGGCUUAAUCUAAGCCUUAUUUGUUGUUGCGAUUGCUGAUCGUGCGAACAAAACCACCCAUCUUUGUAACUUAGACGUGGGUAUCAUUUCCAGUACACGACUCUAUCUAGGUUUCCGGAACGCGACAGUACCCUCACUCUAACGAGCGUAAAUUGAGAAUUUGUGACAGCAAUCGGGGUUUAAUCCACCCCAAUUGAGCUUACUGGGCUUAUCAAAAUGGCUUCUUGGAAGGUCAUCCUAGAUCCUACAGAGAAUCGCAUUGAGUACACUCCGUUCCUUAAGAGCCGCAAGUUCUUUGCGGUUGACGACUCCGGAUCAACCGCAGGAUCCAUCCUGAAGCGAGAACGUGCCUUUGUUGAACACCUCUGGAACAACUUUGCGAACCAGGAUAAUUCCAUUUCACUGUGGGGAUCUAAGUGUGACGAGCCGACAAAGAAGUUUGGCUCUGUCAAAUGGAAGUCAGCGCAUAUGGGAACCUACCCGACGGAGAUUCUGAAGAAUGCAAGCGCUUUGGCCACGAUUAAGAAAUCCGAUGCCUGGUUCCUCAUAACAGACGGCGAAAUCUAUGACGGAGCUGUACACCAGCUUGCAGAGAUGGCUCACGGAUCCAACAUACUUAACGUGCCUAUUGUGUUCGUGAUCGCUGGUUCCCGUGGUCGCACUCCGGAUACGACCAAUAUCUCAGUCGGUAUCUCGUUCUUUGCUAGCGCUCAAGAUACACUCAUCUUGUUCAAGGAAACCGAAACUGGGAAGCUGUUUGUUAUAGCUGGGAAGGGUUGUUUUUCUCCAUUGGGAGGAUCCUCAGCCGCACAGGAUCUUACCAGCUGGGGUGAUAUACCAGUCUUUAGUGGCGAAGACGAGUUCUUCAGUCACUGCAAAAAAUUGGAUGUUCAGGUUGUGCGGACCGAAUUCCGAAAGAAUUUGCCCAAGGGAGUGAGCCUGGGGCAAGAUUGGGAGAAGGCCCAUGACGGUGGGCCUGUAAUGGUUGACCUAGAUCUCCUGCCUCAGGCUGGGUUCCUUUCCGAUGACGAUGCUCUCAAUCUCUUUGCCGAAGAAGCAUUCAACAACCUUGCUGUAGCCUACAAGACACGCAAACGUAUCCCUGAGCUAAGAUCCUUUGUUCAAGCCCAGAAGAUUGAGCAAGUAGUACCGAAGCUUGAAGAUGUGUCAGGAGCAGGGGUAAUUAUCUCGCGAAUGGGAGAUCCCGCGACUACUCAAGACGAGAGGAAGGCCUUGCAGGGGCAACUACGGGAGGCCCAUGCCCAGAAUCGUGAACAUUAUCAGAAAGUUAUCACAGAAUUUACCGGGUCUCCGAAAGAGCAAAAUAUCAAGAAGCGCAAUCAGCUGGUUGACGCUGCCCUCCGAUCCUUGGCCUCGAUUGAGGCCGCCAGUUUUUCCGCAGAUAUCUUGUCCCGAAGGAGCAACAGGGCUCGUCGGGCCGAAGUCGUUGCCUCAGACACAAGUGUUGCAAUGGCAAACCUAGAUCUAUCAGGCCCCUCUUUCAGGGGGUUCUGCCUUGUCUGCUGUGGCGAAGACGAAAUUAUGUCCAUUUGCUUGAAGGAGCUUAGUUCUGUUGACGCAGACAGCAACACCACUGAUUUCGCUCUCAACUUUCCCCUGGCAGCAGGUAACACUGCGAAGAAUGUCAACAGCGUCUCCAGUCAAAAUAUAUGCUUCCAGUGUGCACUUCUAGGCCCGUCGGGCAUGUCAAUCUACAAGGAAAAGCUGAAGGCAAUCAUUCCGGCAGUCCAUUAUGAGGGAAGCAACAAGAAGUACAUCAACGAUCAGCUCUACCUUGCAUUGACUGCUGGACUACAGACAGGGGCUGCCGGAGUUGCUCAGCUCUUCAUGGCUGUUCUUGAAGAGAUCUUGAAAACGAAGCCAUGGGCUGGAGCCGGCCUGCAAGACUCGCAAAUGUCAGCGGGUGAACAGCACGAAGCACUGCAGAGGAGGCAAACCUUUCGAUGGAUGCUCGAUCAAGUCGUGCAAAAUACUAGAACCCGUCAAACAUUCACUGAAGUUGGCGAUUGGGUUAAGUUCCCCGAGGCUCUUACUUGGGUAGCGGAAGACUUCAAGAAGAACGGCCUGGCAAGCUUUGUAAUCACCUAUCCGGCAGUGGGGUAUACGAAUCUCUUGUCCCUUGGCCAUCGGACCGGCGCUUUCCCUGUUGAGAUGGUCCGUUUAAUGAGCAUCUCCAAAGCCGUCCACUCCAUUGCAUCAAAGUACCUUGCGGAUUUACAGGCGGCCGGUAGCCAGACGCCAGACCUGCAAGAUGAAUGGAAGCAGAAGUACAUGGAGGUCAUCUACCAGGAAUUUAACUUCACAACAGUUCCCAAGGAUAUUGGGGGCCUGCAGUCUCUCGUCGUGAAUGCCGACACGUUCAUGGGCCGUCUGUCCGCCUGCAUCAGCCUCCCAGAUAAUCCUGAGGGGGCUCCAGGUCCAGACAGACAGGUUAUGAUGCGGAAAAUCCAACUCGUUCUUUUCUGGCUAAUUUACGGGCAAAAGUCGCAUUGCACAGCACAAACCUUCUUCACAAAGAUUAACCACAAAGAACACCUUGCAAGUGCUGUGUUAAACCCAUCCCUGAGUGUUCCGGAGUCAGAACUUCAUGCCACACUCCUGUCCAUUUUCAUCAGGCCGGGGGGAGAACUUAUCAACCCAGAGGCAGCCGCUCUGCACGCUUCAUCUAUCAUUCCUUUUAAAAAUCCAUUCGGAGCUAGUGUCAUAUGCUGCGGCGCCGAUGCUUGCCGCGAAUCCUUCCUUCCUUCUCACGAACAUGGGAAUACCGCAGCUGUGGUGGAGAAGAUCGAAGAAAUCCGCAACAACCGCACCCAGCAUCUAAUCAAAGUCUUCGGCAUCCGAGGCCGCUUCGAAAACGCUUGUACUGGUCUUCCGGAAGUCACAUCCGCCGGCAGUCCACCAAGCUCCACGCAUACAAACCUUCACAUCGCUGUUGUUAGGACAUGGGCGGAGCAGACACCAGAAAAGAAGCGCGGUAUUAUCCACUCUAAGGAAGACUGCGAGGGAUUUGUAAAGGCAGUUCGCAAGCGCAUAUGCGACCAGCGGAGGGGCGACAUCUUCAAUGGGACGAUUGACGACGAUGUUCGUGCAGUGUUGCCAAGUUUCUUCAAUGUUUUGGGGGAGGCGUUGAGGUUGGAGGGGAAGGGCAAUGAGGAUAUUUCGCUUUACAAACAUGACUUUGACCAAAAUAAGCUGGAUUGGAAGAUCGGCUAUGAGCUGAGGGCAUCUGGGUUGGCAAGAGCCUGAGUAGGGGUCGAAAAGAUUGCGAAGGUGGGAUUGGAUGAACGGGGGCGUUAGCUUACUUUUGCAUACAGUUAUUUUCCCUUUAUUUUGGAGGUGG
This is a messenger RNA of Lindgomyces ingoldianus, 3373 nucleotides long. RefSeq lists its product as uncharacterized. The record is from RefSeq and is a predicted model, not a curated record. Bases 229 to 3279 code for a protein of 1016 amino acids. The transcript has 2 exons. Lineage: Eukaryota; Fungi; Ascomycota; Dothideomycetes; Pleosporales; Lindgomycetaceae.